Messenger RNA from Sphenostylis stenocarpa, 381 nucleotides. NCBI's taxonomy places the organism in Eukaryota, Viridiplantae, Streptophyta, Magnoliopsida, Fabales, Fabaceae. The record is from the annotation of a GenBank genome assembly.
AUGCAGCAGGGGGGAGGAUCUGAGACGGAAGUGACAUGGGAGGACCAACAGAACAUCAACAAAUUUGGAAGGUUGAACAAUCGCUUUCACGAGCUUGAGGAUGAGAUCAAAGUCGCCAAGGAAACAAAUGAUAAUUUGGAGGAUGCGAGCAACGAGUUGAUUCUCACAGAUGAAGAAGUGGUUCGGUUUCAAAUAGGGGAGGUUUUUGCUCAUGUGCCAAAGGAUGAAGUUGAGAGCAGGAUUGAACAGAUGAAAGAGGUGACAAGCCAAAAAUUAGAAAAACUCGAAGAGGAGAAAGAAUCUGUACUUGGUCAGAUGGCUGAACUGAAGAAAAUUUUGUAUGCAAAAUUCAAUGACUCAAUCAAUCUUGAGGAGGAUUAG